Molecule: messenger RNA, 1158 nt
Organism: Triticum aestivum (bread wheat)
Lineage: Eukaryota; Viridiplantae; Streptophyta; Magnoliopsida; Poales; Poaceae
Exons: 2
Coding region: 337-1158 (273 amino acids)
Source: RefSeq, a predicted model, not a curated record
UAAUAAGAGGAAAAACAGCGGAGCUCGACUCCUUUUGGUGCCCUUGAUUGCUCAUAGCAGUGGUGCCAUGGGGCAGCUGGAUCUCAUGCAGCCGGAACGCCAAAUCCAGAUCCGUGGUAAACCGACUCUUAUCCUAUAUAUAGUUGUUGAGCCGGUAAAUUGGUGCCCUUUUAGAUCGAUGUAUGUAUGUAUAAGCUGGAAUAAAAGGCUCACUUCAAUGGCCAUAAGAACCGGGCCACCUUGCCAAGAAGAUGAUGAUCAUUAUCACGAUGGCAAGUAAGGGCGUAUUCAGGGACCGUACUUCCAGAGGACAUUUGGUGUCAUAUACAUUCACUAAUGACGCUGCGAGAUGCUGCCCGUGCUGCCUGUGUGUCUCUUGCCUUUCGACCUUCGUGGAGAUGCUACUAUCCCAACCUCACAUUUAAUAGUCAAACAAUAGGCUUAUCACGGGAUGACAUGCAUUUCACCCACAAAGUUGAUCAGGUUUUGGAACAACACUCAGGCAUUGGCGUGAAGACAUUUGAGAUUGAUUGCUCCUGCGGCAAGCUCAAGGCUUAUGAAGCCUAUGAAUAUCUCCAUAGGUGGCUUCAGAAAGUGGUUACACCGGGCAUUGAAAAACUCACCCUUGUGAUGCGUGAGAAUGAGCCAGUCUACUUCCCAUGCCCCGUUCUAUCCAAUGGGAAUGGAAGCUCGAUCUGGUAUCUUCAGCUUGUUAACUGUGUCUUCCGUCCUACAGUUAUUGGUUGCUUGGGAAACCUGACAGUGUUGCAUCUUGACUGUGUGCGAAUUACGGGGCUCCAUUUAGGGUGCCUUCUUCCCAGCUGUGUUGCUUUGGAGCAGUUGAAACUCAGGAGAUGCUACCAGAUAACUUACCUAAAGAUACCUUCCCGGCUGCAGCGACUCAGCUACCUGCAGGUGUUAGAAUGCCACAGAUUGCAGACGAUAGAGAACAAAGCUCCAAAUAUUAAUAGUUUUCACUUUAUAGGUGACCGAGUUGAGUUCUUACUUGGGGAGUCACUGCGAUUGAAGAAAUUAGACGUGCUAUGUUACCUCUUCCUCAGAUAUGCACUUGAUGAGCUUCCGUCCAUUGCACCGAAUCUUGAAACUCUUAGCAUAUAUUCAUGGUGUGAGGUAUAUUCCAAAACCUCUUGUGACUGA